Gorilla gorilla gorilla (western lowland gorilla) is the source of this 2327-nucleotide messenger RNA. It is a transcript of the gene MMD2, whose product is annotated as monocyte to macrophage differentiation associated 2. Lineage: Eukaryota; Metazoa; Chordata; Mammalia; Primates; Hominidae. Bases 180 to 920 code for a protein of 246 amino acids. The record is from RefSeq and is a predicted model, not a curated record. The transcript is spliced from 7 exons. Gene Ontology annotation, molecular function: pore-forming activity. Gene Ontology annotation, cellular component: membrane.
GGCUCCGGGCGCCUCCAGCUCCGGCUCGGGCUCCGGCUCCGGCUCCCGGCGCCGACCAGGUCCCCUUGGCCCCCGCCGCGCGCCCUCCAACCUGCUGCUGCCGCCGCCGCCGCGCCCCCCAGGAUCUGCCAGCUACCCGCGCUCUGAGCCCGGGGCCAGAUUCCCAUGGAAGCGCCGCGAUGUUCGCCCCGCGGCUGCUGGAUUUCCAGAAGACGAAAUACGCGAGGUUCAUGAACCACCGAGUCCCUGCCCACAAGAGGUACCAGCCCACAGAGUAUGAACAUGCGGCCAACUGUGCCACCCAUGCUUUCUGGAUCAUCCCCAGCAUCCUGGGCAGCUCCAACCUCUACUUCCUGUCGGACGAUGACUGGGAGACCAUCUCUGCCUGGAUCUACGGCCUCGGCCUCUGCGGCCUCUUCGUGGUGUCCACUGUGUUUCACACCAUCUCCUGGAAGAAGAGCCACCUCAGGGUGGUGGAACACUGUCUACACAUGUUCGACCGGAUGGUCAUCUAUUUCUUCAUAGCGGCUUCCUACGCACCCUGGCUGAACCUUCGGGAGCUGGGCCCCUGGGCCUCCCACAUGCGCUGGCUGGUCUGGAUUAUGGCUUCCGUGGGCACCAUCUAUGUCUUCUUCUUCCACGAGCGGUACAAGCUUGUGGAGCUUCUCUGCUACGUCGUAAUGGGCUUCUUCCCCGCCCUGGUCAUCCUCUCCAUGCCCAACACCGAGGGCAUCUGGGAGCUGGUGACUGGAGGGGUCUUCUACUGCCUGGGCAUGGUCUUCUUCAAGAGUGACGGGAGGAUCCCCUUUGCGCACGCCAUCUGGCAUCUCUUUGUAGCAUUUGGUGCUGGUACCCACUACUAUGCCAUCUGGAGGUACCUCUAUCUGCCCAGCACCCUGCAGACCAAGGUGUCCAAAUGAGGUGACCCAGACUCGAGAGGUCUUUUGGGCUUUAGGAGUGGAGCACGUUUCUGUGAACGUUAACCCAGAGCACAGCGCCAAGGCCUGUCUUCCCUUCAUUGGGUAGAGUUCUUGAUGGCUCCGAGGUGACCUCUGGUGUCAGCCAGAUCGUCCCUCGAGUCCCCAGUGAGAAAGAAAGCAUUUAGCCAUUCUUACAGAGGAGAAAUUAACCCUGUAAUGUGUUUCUAUUUUAGAUGAGUGUUUCCUAAUACAAGCAACAUUAACAUCUUCAGAAAAGGAAGCAGGCAUGGUCCUGGAAAAUUGGGGAAUGACGGGCCAAUCUGUGUUUCUUAAGGUCCUGAGGAAUCUGGCAAGGAGUCCUGUGGGUUGUUUAUACCUAGGUGGCCAGGGCCUCCUUCUCUGUUACCAAAGUCCAGGCUGGCGAAUUGUCUCUGGUUCAGGGAAAGGGGACAGCCCAGCUUGAAGAUGAGGGAUGGUGAAUGGCUGUGACCAUGGCAGACAUCACCAAUCAAGUGCAGCACAUGGGUGAUGUCAGAAUUCUUCCCAGCACAGUGUUCUGGGCAGCCAGUACCAAUCAAUUUGGCACUCAUGAUGGGACCUCUUUGCCCUUCCUCUCUGGUGUGCUCUGAAAUGGGAUAAUGGCCAGAGUAGCUGAAAAUCUCCAAAUGGGCAUUUGCAUGCCUAUCUCCUCAUUUCCCCCUCCCUUUUGGGAAGCUCCUGGAGUAGGCAGUUUGGGGGCAGUAGAGGGAAACUGAGGCACACACCCAUGCAGCCCCUGAUGUUCUGUUCCACCGUAGUUGGUUCUCAGUAGAGUUGGGAAUGAGGAUGCUGUUACUUGGCCAUUUCUUCCCAUCUCCAAAAAUCCAGAGACAUUACGAGAGCUAUUCAUUCAUAAGAUGGGGCAAACAGCCCCCAGGCACUUGCUCCCUGCUCCAUACUUAAGGUUUGUGAUGCCAACAUUUGGAUUCUCUCUUGGUGCCAAUCAGUGGCUGUUAGAGGCUACUCAGGUGUACCCCAAAGGGAAGGCACAUGGAUCUGGGGAGACUGUUCCAGGUCCUCCCAACCUCUGAAGUGCUCAGUAGCCCAACAACAAGGCUGCUGGGGGCCUGUUCUUCAGCCCCCGUCAGGGCGGGGCCAGCCUCUCUGUCCAAUGCUGCCUGGACAUUUACUGGGGAGAUGAGUAGCAGGCCCAGCUCCAGGAUCUGAAUUGGAAUCUCAGAUUCUCUGGAUAAAGAAUCUGUCUCAAGUCAGGAGGUCCUCAUUCUGCGACUCCCAACCAGGGUGGAGUGGGCACAGACAGGAUGCCUUAUGCUUAUCUCUAGCACAUUCCAGGGGGUUCCAGGGUUCCUGCACCUGGAAUCCAGUGUGUCCAAGCCAGUAUUAAAUUAUCUCAACACAUUCCACAGA